This is a messenger RNA of Rana temporaria (common frog), 3276 nucleotides long. RefSeq names its product cyclin dependent kinase 8 (gene CDK8). Gene Ontology annotation, biological process: protein phosphorylation. Gene Ontology annotation, cellular component: nucleus; mediator complex. The coding region runs from base 124 to 1518 and encodes 464 amino acids. The transcript has 13 exons. Gene Ontology annotation, molecular function: ATP binding; cyclin-dependent protein serine/threonine kinase activity; RNA polymerase II CTD heptapeptide repeat kinase activity. Lineage: Eukaryota; Metazoa; Chordata; Amphibia; Anura; Ranidae. The record is from RefSeq and is a predicted model, not a curated record.
UUUACGGCGGUGUUUGCAGCAGCGGCGUGUGCAGUGUGAGGACAGGAGAGACCGGCUGGAUCCCGGGCUGUGUGUGAGUGUGUGCGGCUCCUCUCCCCGGCCGCCUCCCUCCUCCUCCUCACCAUGGACUAUGACUUCAAGCUCAAGCUGACCGGAGAGCGGGAGCGGGUGGAGGACCUGUUUGAGUACGAGGGCUGCAAAGUUGGAAGAGGCACCUACGGGCAUGUGUUCAAAGCCAAGAGGAAAGAUGGGAAAGAUGACCGUGAUUAUGCUCUGAAACAAAUAGAAGGUACUGGAAUUUCUAUGUCUGCAUGCAGAGAAAUAGCUCUUCUACGAGAAUUGAAACAUCCAAAUGUAAUUUCUCUACAAAAAGUGUUUCUCUCCCAUGCAGACAGGAAGGUCUAUCUUUUAUUUGAUUUUGCGGAGCAUGAUCUAUGGCACAUAAUCAAAUUUCACAGAGCUUCUAAAGCCAACAAAAAACCAGUGCAGUUACCUCGGGGAAUGGUGAAGUCGCUACUGUAUCAGAUCUUAGAUGGCAUUCACUACCUGCAUGCCAACUGGGUUUUACAUAGAGAUUUGAAACCCGCUAAUAUUUUAGUCAUGGGUGAAGGUCCAGAGCGAGGACGAGUAAAAAUAGCGGACAUGGGAUUUGCACGAUUAUUUAAUUCACCUUUAAAGCCUUUAGCAGAUUUAGAUCCUGUAGUUGUUACAUUCUGGUAUCGAGCUCCAGAGCUGCUCCUAGGGGCCAGGCAUUAUACCAAAGCUAUUGAUAUUUGGGCUAUAGGAUGUAUAUUUGCAGAGCUUCUAACGUCAGAGCCAAUAUUUCACUGUCGUCAAGAAGACAUAAAGACUAGCAACCCUUACCACCACGACCAGCUUGAUAGAAUAUUUAAUGUCAUGGGCUUUCCAGCAGAAAAAGAUUGGGAGGACAUCAAAAAGAUGCCCGAGCACUCUACAUUAAUGAAGGAUUUCCGCAGAAACACGUAUACCAACUGCAGCCUUAUUAAAUACAUGGAAAAGCAUAAAGUAAAACCAGACAGCAAAACAUUCCACUUGCUUCAGAAACUCCUCACAAUGGACCCAAUAAAGAGAAUUUCAUCUGAGCAAGCUAUGCAAGAUCCGUAUUUCCUUGAAGAUCCACUUCCUACGUCAGAUGUGUUUGCAGGCUGUCAGAUACCAUACCCUAAACGGGAGUUCUUGACAGAAGAGGAGCCUGAGGAUAAGGGAGACAAAAAAAACCAACAGCAGCAGCAAGGCAAUAAUCAUACCAAUGGCACUGGGCACCCGGGAAACCAAGACAACAGCCACGCACAAGGACCGCCGCUGAAGAAAGUGAGAGUUGUCCCCCCUACCACUACCUCAGGUGGACUCAUCAUGACCUCAGAUUAUCAGCGUUCCAAUCCACAUGCUGCCUAUCCAAACCCUGGACCAAGCACAUCACAACCUCAGAGCAGCAUGGGAUAUUCGACUACCUCCCAGCAGCCUCCACAGUACUCCCAUCAGACACAUCGGUACUAGAGUGUACCAGGAAAAACGUAAAUGCACUGUUGCUUUGGCUGCAGAGUUGAGCUUGUAGCCUCCUGCCUGGAGCCUGGCUUUGGAAUGUACUUUACUGUACAACCACACCUUGACAAUGUCCAGCAGCCAAGUUACACAACAUUUCUCAGAAUGUAGAAUCCCACGGGGAGGUUUCAAGAGAGCGCAAGUUCUAGCACAGUCCAUAUUGUGAAUUUGCUACUUCCAUAGUAUACUUGAAAAUGGUUCAAUGCGACCAAUGCAUUUCUUUCAGUGAUGCUAACAGUUAAAGCUGUGAAGUAUGCUUGGAACAAACUGUUUUUCGUUAUUGUAUGUGGUGACUAUUAGCAUAUUAUCUGACCAAUAAUACCUUGAUAUUUUUCCCUUUUUCUUAAAUUUUAUUUUUUUCCCCCAUGUUCAAGUAAUGGCUCAUAAACCUCGCACAAAGCCCAAAAGGCUAAUCCUAGUCAGAUAAAUAAGUUUUUUUUUGUUUAGGUUUUUUCUCAUUUUAAUGCUUAGGUGAUGGCAAAGAAAUGACGAUCAGUAUUUUUGUUGACCAGAAAAUUUGUUACAUUUUAUCCCUGUUAUAAAACCUUUCUUGUAUGAUCCUCCCAAAGAUUUUAAGGGUUAAUAUAGAUGGACACAGAGGCUGCCAUUCAGUUGUUGAUUGGAUGUGAUGGCUGCACGGUGAGCUACAUUCAGGCAAUCUCCCGGUGAGUGCGUUCCUUUUUUUUUUCUAAAGUGUAUGAAAGAAGCUGAGCAUACAUGACUUGAUUUCUCUCAUUUAGUCCUUAUUUUCCCUUAUCCUUGCUUAGGGUAUGGAUGGAAGAAUCUUUAUUGCCAGAUAAUGGGAUGCAGGCACCAUUUUUAAAAAAUGUUGAAAGCUUUAGGUCUACUCAAAAGUGCCAUUGCAGUUUUAAGUGGAAUCUGGCAAGCUUUCUAGUCCUCUGGCAGUAAUGGCUGCUCCGCCAAGUUGUCAUAGCUGUCACAGAGGGAUCUGAAUAUCUUUAAUGGAAUUAUGUUUUACAAAAAAUAAAGAUGGUUGAGUCGCUCAUGUCCUAAAAAAAAAAAAAAAAAAAAAGUUUUUGUUAAAAAAUCUCAAAUGAAUAUUGUAUUCUUAGAAAAGUAUGUGGUUAUUGCAUGUGUUUAUUUAGCCCAAUAAUUGCUUGUUUUUUAUUUAUAUUUUUAUUCUCCCAUCUCCCAAACCAAGCUGUCCAGUAAAAGUGAUGGGUUUUGGGACAAUCAUGCAUGUAGACGUUUGCAGGUAUUUUAAAUGCUUAGAGUAGUGAUGGCAAACCUUGGCACCCCAGAUGUUUUGGAACUACAUUUCCCAUGAUGCUCAACUACACUGCAGAGUGCAUGAGCAUCAUGGGAAAUGUAGUUUCAAAACAUCUGGGCUGCCAAAAUUCACCAUCACCGGCUUAGUCAUUUUUUGGUAUGUUCCCUCGCCCAGGGAGCCACAGCUGGUGCUUACAGCUUUCAUACAAGUGAAUACAAAGUUUUCACAUUUGGGAAAUGCAUUGCAUGAACAGGUAAACCCCUGAUGCACGGAAGCAUCAGCGUUUACAAGACUAUAGCCACAUACAGCUGUUCACUUGUAUGGCAGUCUGUACGAACUAGCUGCAAUUACCCGGGUGUGGGUAAGUGCCAGAAAUUUUCAUUUGGCCUAUAAAAUGCCUGCAAACGUCUGUGCAUGAGGCCAAACAUUGCUGGGGUGCUUAAGCAGCUGCAGGAACAAUUUUUUUUUUUUUUUUUUUUUUU